Molecule: messenger RNA, 2375 nt
Organism: Oncorhynchus masou masou (cherry salmon)
Lineage: Eukaryota; Metazoa; Chordata; Actinopteri; Salmoniformes; Salmonidae
Gene: hdac10
Product: histone deacetylase 10
Exons: 21
Coding region: 237-2267 (676 amino acids)
Biological process (GO): negative regulation of transcription by RNA polymerase II
Molecular function (GO): deacetylase activity
Source: RefSeq, a predicted model, not a curated record
AAUGAAAUUCAAAAUGUAUAAAUGUACUCGUUUAGACCAAUCAAAUCUGUCCUGUGGUCACGCAACACAAACAUGUCUGCACCGCUGGCAAGAAAAGCGCGAUGAAUGUGUUUCCCUAAAAUCUAAUCUAAAUUCGUAUAUCGACUUUACAGGUAGCUAUUUACAUUCCGUCAACUUUUCUUUAAAGGUGUGAACCCCUUCUUCUGGCAUUGAAGUCACGAAUACUUUGUUGAAAGAUGUCGUCUGGAACCGCUUUGGUUUAUGAUGAGGAGAUGACUCGCUACAAACUGCUAUGGGUUGACCCGGCUUGUAAAAUUGAGGUCCCUGAGCGUCUGACCGUCAGUCACACAGCUCUGCAGGAGGAGGGUCUGGCUGAGCGCUGUGUCUCUGUGCCUAUACGCCAGGCCACCGACACAGAGAUCCUACUGGCUCACAGUGAGGAGUACCUGGAGGCAGUAAAGAAGACCCCACACAUGAGCCUUGAUGAGCUGAGGACCUUCACCCAGCAGUAUGGGGAUGUCUACUUCCACCCGAACAUCUACCAUUGUGCCAAGUUGGCCAUCGGGGCAGCUCUCCAGCUGGUGGACAGUGUGAUGACGGGGAAAGUGAGGAACGGCAUGGCCUUGGUCAGACCCCCAGGACACCACAGUCAGCGCAGUGCUGCCAACGGCUUCUGUGUGUUCAACAACGUGGCCAUCGCUGCCCACUAUGCCAAGAAACAGUACGAUGUCAAGAGGGUAUUGAUAGUGGACUGGGACGUGCAUCACGGACAGGGGGUGCAGUUCGCUUUUGAGGAUGACCCAAGUGUGCUGUACUUUUCCUGGCACCGCUAUGAGCACCAAGGCUUCUGGCCCAACCUGAGGGAAUCCGACUAUGACAGUGUGGGCAAGGAGAAGGGUGCCGGCUUCAACAUCAACGUACCCUGGAACAAGGUGGGGAUGGAGAACAGUGAUUACCUUUCUGUCUUCUUCCAUGUUCUCCUACCCAUCGCAUAUGAGUUCAGCCCAGAUUUGGUCUUUGUGUGUGCUGGCUUUGACUCUGCCAUUGGAGACCCAGAGGGUCACAUGUGUGCCACCCCAGACAUCUUUGCCCACCUGACCCACCUCCUGAAGUCCCUGGCUGGGGGGAAACUGUGUGCUGUCCUGGAGGGAGGGUACAACUUGACCUCACUGGCCCAAUCAGUGUGCCAGACCGUCCAGACCUUACUCGGAGAUCCCGCCCCCCAAACGUCAGAACUGAACGGCCCGUGUGAAAGUGCUCUGGAGUCCAUUCAGUGUGUGAGAUCAGCUCACAAGCCCUACUGGGCCUGCCUCAAACACACAGUUGCCCCACCCGUGUCUGAGCCCAGCACUAAACGCUGUAAGCUGGCAGAGAAGGAAGAGGGGGGAUGGUCAAAAGCGGAGGAAGAGGAGGUGGUGUGGAUGAAGCCUCCGUCCCGGUUGGCUCCUCCGGUCCACACUGAAGUGGCACUCCCUGCUGACCUGGAGGUCCCUGACAGAUGUGACCGUGUGAGGUCAUCACUGGCCCCAACUCUUGAGAUACUGCAAAGACUAAGGGAUAACUUUUUUGAAGGAUCGGCAGAGGAGGAUGCUCUCAUGUCUCUCUGCAGCGUCAUCGCGCUCUUUGAAAAGAUGAAGAAACAAGAGAUUCGUAACGGUCUGGCGCUGGUGCCUGAUGUCUCCGUGGCGAUGCUGUGUGCCGCGCAGCAUGCUCGGAUGUCUCUCACCAACCGGUUAUUGCUGGUGUACCUGGGCGAUGGGGAGAUCCCGACGUACGUCACUGAGGACGGGAAAGCACUAGUGGUGCAGAUCAGCAGUAAGGAGCCAGAGGAGCAGAAGUCCAGAUAUCAGGUUUCUGUGUCUCUGUUAAAGGGCUGCAGUGAUGUGGCAGGGUUGAUGCAGGCUGUGCUGUGCCUGCUCCUGCCUCUGGCCUAUGAGUAUGACCCUGGGCUGGUGCUGCUGGUGCGGGGGCCAGGCAGUGGGGUGGGGAAGGCAGCCUGGGCACAGAUCACCAGCCUACUCCAGGGCCUGGCACAGGGCCACACACUUGCCCUUUUACAGGAGGGUGAGGAGGAGGCUGUAGGGACCACGGCAGCCUCUCUGCUGGGGGACCCUGCUCCCUCUCUGGGGCCCCUGGGGGCCCCUCUCCCUGAGGACAUGGUGGCCAUGGAGAGACUGAGACAGAGGCUGCAGACACACUGGGGACUUCUGCAGAAUGCAGCUGCAAAGGGGAAAGAAGUCGAGGGAAAAGGACAGAACCAGGACUGAAGUCAUCUCCACACCAAUGGGGUUUGUGACCAAGGGAGAAAAUCCAUCUCCCAGGCAUCCAUUUUUAUACUGUUUGUAAUUUUGGUGAUUAAAAACAAUUAAACUAUC